Micromonas commoda is the source of this 843-nucleotide messenger RNA. RefSeq lists its product with no specific name. Gene Ontology annotation, cellular component: cytoskeleton. Gene Ontology annotation, molecular function: actin filament binding. The record is from RefSeq and is a predicted model, not a curated record. Lineage: Eukaryota; Viridiplantae; Chlorophyta; Mamiellophyceae; Mamiellales; Mamiellaceae. The coding region runs from base 1 to 843 and encodes 280 amino acids. The transcript has a single exon.
AUGGCCGGCGACGGCGGCGGGACGUACCCGGUCAUCGGCGGCGGCGACGCGUCCAAGCGUCCCGUCGCCGGCGCGCCAUCAUCGUCUGAUGGGGCGUGCCCCGACGGAUACGACCCGCUCGUGUGGCAGGCGCGCGUCGACCUCGCCGCGUGCUAUCACCUGUGCGAUCAGAUGGACAUGAACGAGGGGAUAUGUAACCACCUCACCGUCAUGGUCCCGGGCACCACUGACAGGUUCCUCUGCAUCCCUUACGGCCUCCUGUGGACCGAGGUCACGGCGAGCAACCUCCUCCUGUUGGAUGACGCCGGGAACGUGUUGGAGGGCGAAGGGACGAUCGACGCCACCGCUUUCUUCAUCCACAAGGCGAUCCACAAGACCGGCGUGACGUGCGUCCUUCACACGCACCAACCCUACGCCACCGCGCUGUGCUGCACCAAGGGGUUCAGGCUGCGCAUGUGCCACCAAAACUCGCUCCGAUUCUUCGACGAGGUGGCUUACGAUCCCGUCUUCAACGGCUUGGUGUUGGACGAUACGGAGGGGGACAGGCUGGUGGCGGUGAUGGGCGGUAAGAGCGUCUUGUUCCACGCCAACCACGGCGUCAUCGUGUGCGGACCGAGCGUCGCCGAGGCGUUCGACGACAUGUACUAUCUCGAGCGAUGCUGCAAGGUUCAGAUUCUGGCGAUGAGCUCGGGCGAGGACUUGAACAUCGUGAGCGACGAGGUCGCGAAGAAGUUCAAGGAGGAUUGCGCCAGCGACGGGGGCAAGGCGAACUGGGCGAAACUGCACUUCGACGCGCUGAAGCGGGGUCUGAUGCGCGGGCCCGGCCGCAUCUUCCGCGAGUGA